AUGCCGGCCUCAAAGACGACCGCCGCCGCAAUCCCCAUCACCACCAGCCUCGGCCGCAAGCGCACCAAGACCUUUACCGGCUGCUGGACUUGCCGCGCGCGCAAGAUCAAGUGCGACGAGGCCCGGCCGCAUUGCCGCCAGUGUCGCGAUAAGAGCUUGGCCUGCGAGGGAUACGGCUCGCGCCUGCAAUGGCUGGCUCCGGAGACUGGCUCCAAGACCGGAUCCAAGACCGGCUUUCGCUCCGAGAUACCUUCUUUGACCCAGCAGGCGUUGCGCCGUCACAUACCCGCUGAACCCCCCGCGUCCAUCUUGAGCUGGAACCAGGUCGACGCCAUCCUCCGCUUCAUCGACACCCUUGAAUCCGGCUGGGCGUCAUCCCACAGCGAACAUGUCUGCGCCAGCAUCCACAAUUUUGGAGUCUUUGGCCUCGAGCGCCCGUGUCCUGCAGAUGUUCCGAAUCUCCCCCACGAGAUCGACAAUUCUCCUCCCAGCAACAACGUCACUCUCGACUCCACCACCGAUCCACUCCCUCCGGUGUUCCUAGAGCCCCUAGAGCCCCAGGAGUCCUUCGCCUCCCCUUCCUAUUCCGAGACGGCUGCUGCAUGGGAUCUGUGCAAUCUGCAUGGCGACCAAUCUCACCUCCAAUCGCUUGACUUUACUGAUCAACAAGAUUCCGUCGCGAGUGACGUUGUCCUCAGCAAUGCCCUUAGCCAUAUCCCCCAGCGCCCAACCCAGCAAGACAUGCCCUACUUUGCUGACGACGCGAACCAAACCAAGCAAUUGACGCCGGAGGAGACUUGGCAUCUCGUCUCCUAUCCUCAGUUUCGCUCCAUUGCCCCCAACGCCAUAACCGAACAGGAACGGUUCUUGAUGAGUCACUACAUGAACAGAGUAGUCAAUCUAUUCUGUGUCAUAGACAACGGCAAGAGUCCUUGGAAGACUAUCCACCUCCCCAAGGUUCUUCAAGGCGCGGGCGAGUUGUCCUUUGCCGGCGAGACGACUAGGAUUCGCAAUGCGUUGAGAAACGCCCUUCUCUCCAUCAGUGCUUUCUAUCUAUCCAAUGACAGCCACACUUCCCAUCGCGAAGCUGAAGCCAAGAAAUGGGGCGAAGUUGCUUCACGAUAUCGCUACGAUGCCAUCGGACUCCUGAAAGAGGGCGUCGAGAUGGACCUAUACGGGAAGGAAAGGCCAAAGUACAAAGAAUUUCUUGCUACCAUGCUGUCCAUGAUUACCAUCAAUGUAAUGUCAGGAGACACGAGUACCUGCAGCGUCCAUUUAGAUGGUGCCGAGCAGCUCAUAACCCACAUGAGCAUCCGGAAAGCAAAAUUCUCCAGAAAGGCACACGCUCUCCAUCGAAUCUAUCUCUACCUACGAGUGAUAUACGAAAGUACGGCCGUGAAGACUCGGAACCACGGUGGCUCCCGUUUCUCUUCAUUCUUGGGUUCACGUAGGACCAUGGCACCAGGGUACACUGCCGCCCCGAAGCGAAUUUUCGUCGAGGAUGAAGACUCUCCCUCAUCUAUGGUGCCCAUGGAAUCAGACAUCGUUCCACUUCAGGACCCCGCUGCGGAAAUGGCGGCCUACGAAUGCAUUUACGGAAUACCUCAAAGUCUCCUCAUGAUGCUCAAGGAAGCCGUCGAGGUGAUUGACCAAGUUGAGCAUGAGCGCGCCGAAACAGGAACUGUGCAUAUUUCCGAAUCUCUUGAGAGCCUGUGCGACGAUCUCGAGAAGGACAUUUUGGACUGGCCUCUCGAGGAGCGGCUCAAACGAUGCAGGGAGACGAACAAAGGCAUCAGUGCCAAAAUAAUCUACCAUCAGACGAGAGCCUUCCAUAACGCUCUCAUCAUAUACUUUUCUCAAAAUGUUCGUCUGCUUGGACAUCGCUACAUGCGAUUUUAUGUAGAGACGAUUCUCGACAGCAUUGAAGCCAUCGAGCGGAUCAAGAUUGAGACCAAGAUCCUGGCCGCACCUCUCUUCUGGCCGGCCUUUAUCAGCGCCACGGAAGCUUUUGAGCCGCAGCAUCAAGACCGGUUUAGAAAGUGGUAUGGAAACGUGGGGGUUUACGGCAUCGAGGCUGUGAGGACGGGGAUCCAGGUCGUCCACGAGGUCUGGAGCCAAGGCCCAACGUCUAAUGGGCAAUUGAUGAGUUCUUGGCGGAGCAUUGUAGAUCGCAUGGGGAAUAGCUUGAUGCUCACGUGA
Messenger RNA from Ilyonectria robusta, 2199 nucleotides. Its product is annotated as fungal-specific transcription factor domain-containing protein. Gene Ontology annotation, cellular component: nucleus. NCBI's taxonomy places the organism in Eukaryota, Fungi, Ascomycota, Sordariomycetes, Hypocreales, Nectriaceae. The record is from RefSeq and is a predicted model, not a curated record. The coding region runs from base 1 to 2199 and encodes 732 amino acids. Gene Ontology annotation, molecular function: zinc ion binding; transcription cis-regulatory region binding; DNA-binding transcription factor activity, RNA polymerase II-specific. Gene Ontology annotation, biological process: positive regulation of transcription by RNA polymerase II. The transcript is spliced from 3 exons.